This is a messenger RNA of Mesorhabditis belari, 1521 nucleotides long. Lineage: Eukaryota; Metazoa; Nematoda; Chromadorea; Rhabditida; Rhabditidae. The record is from the annotation of a GenBank genome assembly.
AUGAACUCUUGUAAAAUUUCGUGUGACUCACGGCUGCGUUUUGCUCUCGAUUUCGUAAGAGAUUCGGUUUCUCUCAUUGCUUGGCGCUUUUCCAAGCGCUGCAUCAUGGGAACCAUAGCGUUCGUGAAGAUUGCUCAACCUUCUUUGUCAGGUGUCGGGGGCGUGGAUGGUGGAAUCACGCAGCCACAACAUGGAUCCUUUGAAGGAGGGAUGCCGCCAUCUACACAGUUAGUUGAUCCAAGAGACUAUAGGUCUUUCUGUUUCCGAGGGGAAGGACGAGCGAACUUUGUGAUUUCUGCUAAGAAUGAAACCACCGGAUUGAGAAUUGUUUGGAGAUUUGCAAAACAGCGAAAAUCUGGUCUGUUCACAGCAAAAGCGAGAAGUGAAGUGGUCAACAAUUAUAUGAAUCGUCUCAUUGCGCCGUUUUUCUCUCCACAAUAUCUCGUUGCUCCAAGAAUGGUUGUGUUUCGCAUUGAAGAUGUGCAUCAUUUAGGAAAGAUUCCAUCGCUGCCAACAAACUUGAAGGUUGAGAAUUUUGAAGAGCUCUUUCAAGUCCCAGAGAAGUCUUCAUUCUUCCCACUUUCAUCAAUUCCAAAGAAUUGCACACGAAUCUCCGCCCUUGAAAUGAUUGAUGCAACGAGAAUUCCAAAGGAAAUCGGAACAUUUUUUGGACCAACUAUUACGAUUGAGAUCAAGCCAAAACAGGGUUUCUAUCAAAAGCAUGCCGGAUUUCCGUUGGCUCAUUGUAACAACUGCGUCUUACAGAUUGAGAAAUGCUCCUCGGAUGCCUUUGACACGAUGUACGAUUUUUGUCCACUCGAUCUCUAUUCUGGCGCGAUCGACCGAAUGAGGCAAUCACUUGAGGCGCUGUUCAAAAAUCCCCACAGAAAUCUCCGUGUCUUUGUCAACGGUGAUGUGGUGCAUUCAGACGAAAGACUUCUGGAUUGGGAUCAAAUGACCGAAACUGUGUUUCCUGACGGGGGCGGUACCAUCUAUCAUCUAAUUGACGCGCUUUGCUGUUGUAUGGCUGGUCAACCAUCGAUUAAUGAACAAAAUUUCUCAAUUGCAAACCAUUCCGUCAUUGCGCAAAUUUUGGCUGGCCAAAAGGUUGAUACUAUCGGAAUUGCAAAAGCACAUUCAGUUUAUGCAAAGUUGCCGUUGAAUGUUCAGCUUCAAUUAAAAGAACGCGGUGCUUUGGCAAAACGAACGCUGAAUCUUCUCACAGAAACUGAUGACCGAGCUCUGUUGGAGCAAUAUUUAUUAGCGGCUACGAUGAAAGAUUGUUCAAUUAUGGCGUCGCUUAGAUUAGUUCCAGCACAUGCCGUUGAUUCUGCGUCACCAGAAGACACAACCAUAGUGACGAUUCGAGGAGUUUAUUUUGCGGUUUCUUUGAAAGUUGUUGACUUGGACCCAAAGAGUGCAAAAAAUCUUGUCAAUGCUUACGAAAGGUUCAAAAGCGGAGCUAUUUUGCUUGCUAAGGAUUCGUCUUUAAGAAGACCUUGUGUACAAAUGCAAGAAGAA